AUGGACUCCAGGCUGCAGACCAAAUUCAUCAACAACACAAACUACAAUCCUCACCACUUCACCGACUAUGACUGUUCUCCCAACAACUAUAUCCGAAACUACAACCCUCACCACUUCACAAACUACGACUAUUCUCCCAACAACUACACCACAAACUACAACCCUUACCACUUCACCAACUACAACUGUUCUCCCAACAACUACACCCCAAACUACAACCCUUACCACUUCACCAACUACAACUGUUCUCCCAACAACUACACCCCAAACUACAACCCUUACCACUUCACCAACUAUGACUGUUCUCCCAACAACUACACCACAAACUACAACCCUCACCACUUCACCAACCACAACUGUUCUCCCAACAACAACUACUCCACAGAACACAACCCUCACCACUUCACCAACUACGACUGUUCUCCCAACAACUACACCACAAACUACGACCCUCACCACUUCACCAACUAUGACUGUUCUCCCAACAACUACACCACAAACUACAAUCCUCACCACUUCACCAACUACGACUGUUCUCCCAACAACUACACCACAAACUACAACCCUUACCACUUCACCAACUAUGACUGUUCUCCCAACAACUACACCACAAACUACAACCCUCACCACUUCACCAACCACAACUGUUCUCCCAACAACAACUACUCCACAGAACACAACCCUCACCACUUCACCAACUACGACUGUUCUCCCAACAACUACACCACAAACUACGACCCUCACCACUUCACCAACUAUGACUGUUCUCCCAACAACUACACCACAAACUACAAUCCUCACCACUUCACCAACUACGACUGUUCUCCCAACAACUACACCACAAACUACAACCCUCACCACUUCACCAACUAUGACUGUUCUCCCAACAACUACACCUCAAACUACAACACUCACCACUUCACCAACUACAACUGUUCUCCCAACAACUACACCACAAACUACAACCCUCACCACUUCACCAACUAUGACUGUUCUCCCAACAACUACACCACAAACUACAACCCUCACCACUUCACCAACUACGACUGUUCUCCCAACAACUACACCACAAACUACAACCCUCACCACUUCACCAACUAUGACUGUUCUCCCAACAACUACACCUCAAACUACAACACUCACCACUUCACCAACUACGACUGUUCUCCCAACAACUACACCUCAAACGAAUACCCUCACCACUUCACCAACUACGACUGUUCUCCCAACAACUACACCACAAACUACAACCCUCACCACUUCACCAACUACGACUGUUCUCCCAACAACUACACCUCAAACUACAACCCUCACCACUUCACCAACUACGACUGUUCUACCAACAACUACACCUCAAACGAAUACCCUCACCACUUCAUCAACUACGACUGUUCUCCCAACAACUACACCACUAAUCACAACAACCAUCCCUACAUCACCAACUACGACUGUUCUCCCAACAACUACACCACAAACUACAACCCUCACCACUUCACCAACUACGACUGUUCUCCCAACAACUACACCACAAACUACAACCCUCACCACUUCACCAACUAUGACUGUUCUCCCAACAACUACCCCUCAAACGGAUACCCUCACCACUUCACCAACUAUGACUGUUCUACCAACAACUACACCUCAAACUACAACCCUCACCACUUCACCAACUACGACUGUUCUCCCAACUACACCUCAAACUACAACCCUCACCACUUCACCAACUACAACUAUUCUCCCAACAACUACACCACAAACUACAACCCUCACCACUUCACCGACUAUGACCGUUCUCCCAACAACUACACCCCAAACUACAACCCUCACCACUUCACCGACUACGACUGUUCUCCCAACAACUACACCUCAAACUACAACCCCCACCACUUCACCAACUACGACUGUUCUCCCAACAACUACACCACAAACUACAAUCCUCACCACUUCACCAACUAUGACUGUUCUCCCAACAACUACACCUCAAACGAAUACCCUCACCACUUCACCAACUACGACUGUUCUCCCAACAACUACACCACAAACGAAUACCCUCACCACUUCACCAACUACGACUGUUCUCCCAACAACUACACCACAAACUACAACCCUCACCACUUCACCAACUAUGACUGUUCUCCCAACAACUACACCCCAAACUACAACCCUCACCACUUCACCAACUACGAGUGUUCUCCCAACAACUACACCACAAACUACAACCCUCACCACUUCACCAACUACGACUGUUCUCCCAACAACUACACCCCAAACUACAACCCUCACCACUUCACCAACUACGACUGUUCUCCCAACAACUACACCUCAAACUACAACCCUUACCACUUCAUCAACUACGACUGUUCUCCCAACAACUACACCCAAACUACAACCCUUACCACUUCACCAACUAUGACUGUUCUCCCAACAACUACACCUCAAACGAAUACCCUCACCACUUCACCAACUACGACUGUUCUACCAACAACUACACCAUCAAGUCGAUCACAGAUUUCUACAUCUGAAGACACAACAGUUACUCCUGUAACUGGAGUCUUAAAACAGAUUGUUGUAGCGAUGAGGAUCAAGCUGUCCUCUGUGUCUCCACUGUCUAAGGACGACAUCAGGACCACUAUCAUGCAACAGAUUGAAGAUGAACUGGUGAGAAAAGGGCUCCCAUCAGACAUAACCCUACACCUCGUCAGAAGUGUGCAAGUGGGAUUCACAACGCCAGCAACCCCUGUCAAUUAAACAGGAAUAUUUUCAAGUGCCUCUCAAGUUGAAAACUUUAAGGUCAGCAUCUUUGUCUAUACUGUUGAGCAAAAUGUAACUAUUUGAAUUAACUCUGGGGCACAUCAGCCAUUAAUUAAGAUAUAAAACAAAAUCGAAGGGCUCGGUGAAUGCUGAGAAAAAUGUAGUGUAUUUGAUUAUAUUUCCAUAUUUGUAGUGUGCUAUUUUUUUAUGAAAGUGGAAGCUGAACUAUUUCCUACUCCAAGUACUAUAUUUUCCCCCAUCCAAUAAAACAUAUUCAAAUUCAA
Eleginops maclovinus (Patagonian blennie) is the source of this 3035-nucleotide messenger RNA. Its product is annotated as probable serine/threonine-protein kinase clkA. The record is from RefSeq and is a predicted model, not a curated record. Bases 1 to 2748 code for a protein of 915 amino acids. The transcript is spliced from 4 exons. NCBI's taxonomy places the organism in Eukaryota, Metazoa, Chordata, Actinopteri, Perciformes, Eleginopidae.